AUGGCCAUGGAGCCGGCCAUCCGCCACAUUCGCUCUUUAGGCAAAGGGUACCCACUUCACAACCACCGCAUCAGUGUCUUAGCGUAUGCCGACGACGUCGCCCUCAUCAGUGAAUCCGACGCCGGCCUGCAAGAAUCGCUGAACUCUAUUACAGACUGGACCAACUGGGCGGGCAUCCAGUUCAACAGCAACAAAUAUGGAACCCUCGCCGUCCUAGCGAAGGAGGACGCAUAUAAACAUCUGGGGGUACCCACCGGCUUCUCUAGAUGUGACACCGAGGAGGCGACUACAAGCAACAUCGUCACGUCUAUCGAGAAACUGAAUGCAUCCAAACUAGCACCGUGGCAGAAGGUGGAUGCGCUCAACACCUUCAUCAUCUCAAAGCUCACCUUCUGCCUCACCACCAGGACAACACCAAAGAAGACGCUAGAUCAGGGCAAGCACGGAAAUUGUCCAUCUCCCGUACCAACAAGGGGGCACCAAACCCCCCACCAGCCAUCUUGCAGAUAUAGCACAAAUCUGCCAUGCCCUCUAUUUCAGUCUAGGGACACCGACAUCAGACAGAUCUCACGCAGCGCCCUCGAAGACGUCGUAAAGCAUAGAAUUAGACGCUCACUUGACCCCAGCGACCUAUGUUGCUACUUAAAUGGUUCUAUGGAAGAAAAGUUUGGCCGCCCGAGCAAAGAUAUAACAUCAGUCUGGACCAGACUCCAAAUGGCAACUAGGCGCCUAAAGAAGGAAAUUGGCAUCAGCUGGACGACAGGACCGGACGAGCUACCCACCAUCACUGCUAACAACUGCCUAAUCCAUGCGCACGAGUGCCAACGUACUCUCUGCGGACUCCUAAAAGAACAUUACCUCCAGAAAUUAACCGCCAAACCGGAUCAAGGCAAAGCUUUCAAAAUAACAUCAGCAAGUGAGGUAAGCAAUCAUUUUAUAAACAAUGGGCAAUACACCAGAUUUGCAGACUGGUUCUUUAUACACAAGGCCAGGCUAAGCGUUGUGGCCCUUCGAGGCCACAAACGCUUUGGUAAUGAGCCUAAAAAGUGCAGACGCUGUGGCUAUCAGAGGGAGACUCUGGCACAUGUACUGUGCCACUGUCCUGCCAACUUCCACCUAAUCACGCUAAGACACAACGCCAUCUUAAACCGCAUAGUAUCAGCAUUUCGCCCUAAGGAUGCCAAAGUCUACGUGAAUCAGCGGAUCCCAGGAUUCAACAAGAACUGCAGGCCAAACAUGGUGGUGGUACACGAAGCAUCAAAAUCUGCUACCAUCGUGAACGUCACCGUUCCCUUUGAAAACGGCCCAGACGCCUUUCAAUCAGCACGAGAAAAAAAACUACGAAAAUACAACUCUCUUGUCCGCCACUUUCAACAACAAGGCUUCAACACACACAUCAGCGCUUUCAUCGUCGGCGCCCUUGGAGGGUACGAUCACACCAACGAAGCCACCCUCCAGCGCCUUGGAAUCAACAGGCGAUACGCAAAGCUCAUGAAAAAGCUCAUGAUCAGUGACUCUAUACGGUGGAGUGCCGACACAUACCGAGAACACCUAAACUCGCAAAGUCGACCAACUCGCCCACCUCCAUGUGCACCACUUUACAAAUGGUAG
Centruroides sculpturatus (bark scorpion) is the source of this 1611-nucleotide messenger RNA. RefSeq lists its product as uncharacterized. The record is from RefSeq and is a predicted model, not a curated record. The transcript has 3 exons. NCBI's taxonomy places the organism in Eukaryota, Metazoa, Arthropoda, Arachnida, Scorpiones, Buthidae. The coding region runs from base 1 to 1611 and encodes 536 amino acids.